ACGCCCUAGGGUGGGGAGAGGACGCCGGUGCCUCCGGGUCUCGGCUGGGCCGCAAAGGGCGGGGCCUGGGCCCGGCGCGGGCCGGGAGCAAAGGCCGAGACCCUGCAGGUGUGUCGAAGGCUUUUGCGGGCGGGCAGCGCCUGGGAGGCGGGGUCUCGAGCCUGGAAGCCGCCUCCUGGCCCCGGAGCGGCCUCCGCGGAGGGCCGGGGGUGGGAGCAGCCUGGCGGGGAGGUUGGCUAUUUGCGCUGGCGCUCCUGCCCGGAAAGGCGUUUGCGCGACCUGCUUGAGGGGCGGCCAGAGGAGGCCUGCGGUGGCUGGGCUGCGGGCGCCGGGAGCAGCCGCAUUGUGUGACGUGACUGGAUCCGCCACGUCAGGCGCUCUGGCCGCUGCAGACGCGGCGCUCGAAAGCCGCAGGGACGUGGGCUCCGGUCCAGCGUCUGUAGGUGGUCCCAGUGCGGCUUGACGCCCAUCUGGCAAAUGAUGGGGGCCUUUGGGUACUAAAUAGGGUAGUAGAUGUAAAGUAUGAUACAGGACUCAUUAAAGAAAACAGAAACAUAAUUUUCAAAACAGCCAAUAGGAAAGAAAUGUGUAGAUUCAAUCAAAAAUGUCCCAGGCUCAUCAAGAUGAAUAUCAGAGUCAGAAGUGGACAGGUGAUUCCUGGGGCUGCCAGCUAAGGUCCCUUAUGAUUUCUGCUCUGGCUUUGCAGUUUUCAGCCUUUCCCAAGAGCAGCAGAAAAUGAACAAGUUCCAGGGACCUGUGACAUUAAAGGAUGUUACUGUGGAAUUCACCAAGGAGGAAUGGAAGUUACUGACCCCUGCUCAGAGGACUCUGUAUAAGGAUGUGAUGCUGGAAAACUAUAGUCACCUGGUCUCAGUGGGUUACCAUGUGAAUAAGCCAAAUGCGGUAUUCAAGUUGAAGCAAGGAAAAGAGCCGUGGAUAUUAGAAGUAGAAUUUCCACAUCGGGGCUUCCCUGGUGAGUUAGAAGAAAUUAUAUCCCAUGUUACUGAAGCCCUAUGGAGCAUUCAUGAUCUAGAAGCAAGAUACCAGGAAAGCCAACCUGGAAAUUCAAGGAAUGGAGAACUCACGAAACAUCAGAAAACUUGUACCACAGAGAAAGCCUAUGGAUGUAAGGAAUGUGGGAAGUACUUCUGCCAGAAGUCUGCCCUCAUAGUACAUCAGCAUACUCACUCAAAGGGCAAAUCCUAUGACUGUGAUAAAUGUGGGAAAUCUUUCUCUAAAAAUGAAGACCUCAUAAGACAUCAGAAAAUUCACACGAGAGAUAAAACCUAUGAGUGUAAAGAAUGUAAGAAAAUAUUUUACCACCUAUCAUCUCUCAGUAGACAUCUGAGAACCCAUGCAGGAGAGAAACCCUACGAAUGUAAUCAGUGUGAGAAAUCCUUCUACCAGAAACCACAUCUCAUAGAACAUCAGAAAACACACACAGGGGAGAAACCUUUCGAAUGUACUGAAUGUGGGAAGUUCUUCUAUGUGAAGGCAUACCUCAUGGUACACCAGAAAAUACACACAGGGGAGAAACCCUAUGAGUGUAAGGAGUGUGGGAAAGCCUUUUCCCAGAAGUCACACCUCACAGUACAUCAGAGAACACACACAGGGGAGAAACCCUAUAAAUGUAAGGAAUGUGGGAAAUUCUUCUCUAGGAAUUCACACCUCAAAACUCAUCAGAGAACUCACACGGGAGAGAAACCCUACGAAUGUAAGGAAUGUAGGAAAUGCUUCUACCAGAAGUCAGCCCUCACAGUACAUCAGCGAACUCACACAGGGGAGAAACCCUUUGAAUGUAAUAAAUGUGGGAAAACCUUUUACUAUAAAUCAGACCUCACUAAACAUCAGAGAAAACACACAGGGGAGAAGCCCUAUGAAUGCACAGAAUGUGGCAAAUCUUUCGCUGUGAAUUCAGUCCUCAGAUUACAUCAAAGGACUCACACAGGAGAGAAGCCCUAUGCGUGCAAGGAAUGUGGGAAGUCCUUUUCUCAGAAGUCACAUUUUAUUAUACAUCAGAGAAAACACACAGGGGAGAAGCCCUAUGAGUGUCAGGAGUGUGGGGAAACCUUUAUCCAGAAGUCACAACUCACUGCACAUCAGAAGACACACACGAAGAAGAGGAAGGCUGAGAAGUAAGAUGAGUUGGGAAAUUCUCUUGACUGAAUUCAUCCUUCAAAACAAUCAGAUAAUUCACACAAGAGGUACACCUUAUGAAUCGCAUCAAUAGAGGGAAAUUUUCAGCUACAAUCUUUGCUCUCUCUGUGUAUCAGCAAAUACAUAGAGAGAUUCUGUACAUUUAUUUGGGAGAAAAUUUUAUCAUAUUGUAGGCUUUUCUAAAUAUUAGAUACUAUAGAUGGCAGAAGUCAUGCAAAUUGUAAAACAGGAAAGAAACCUUUCAGAAGUCAUACUUUUGUUUUGCAACAUAGCAAUCACACAGGAGAAAAAUCCUGUAAGUAAAAUGAAUGUCAAGACAUUUUCUGUCAGGGCAGCCAGCUGUAGACAUCCAAAAGCUCAUGAGUGAGAAGCUCCUUGAGUAUCCAGAAAUCUCUUUACACAAUUGGAGCUCAUAUACUAGAGAAUUCAAAAGGAUAACUGCAAAGACAGUGGUAGAUAUAGAAGCCUUUAUUAAGAAUUGAUGUUUCAUUCAAUGUCAGAUCACUGGUACUUGGGUAGAUAUUUUAAAUAUUUGGAAGGUGUUCAACAAAAAUUCAAAUAAUUUGUACUGAGGGAAACAGUUAUACUAGAAAUCAUGUUGCAGAUCUGAUGCCAAGAUUGUUCUAUUUUAAAAGGAAACCUGCAAAUGUCUACAUAUAUGAAGCUUUUAAAAAGCACAAAUUAUCAGGCAACAUCAUUAAACAUACAUUAAAUGUCUGUUAGUAUAUAGGAUUUUGUGUGUAUGUGAGUGUGCUAUGACAUGUAACUUGUGGAUGUUCAAUGUGCAUGUGGAAUCCAUCCAUAAUUGUACAUAGCGAAAUAAUGUAAUCUUAGUUCAGUAACUAUUAUGUGUAUGAAGAUGUUGCACAUUAAGCCUCAGUAGUGACUCGUUAAUAUUUGUAUUGUAAGUGUAAUAUUCCUUUUAAAUUAUAAGGCAUCUUUUUAUCCUUUUUUUGUGUUUGUAAAGAGAUAUAGACAGUGGUACUAAACUCAUCCUUCAAAAAUAAGUUAAAAUGUUUUUGUAAAAUUUUCAAAUGUCAGCCAAGUUUUGCAUUAGGGACACAUUUAUAUAUAGCAAAAGCCUGAGCUGUUUUUAAACAGCUAAAAACAGUAAUAUUUAUUACAAUCUACACAAUGAAAACAGUGCAAUGUAAGAAAUAUUAUGUAUCUUACUGUUGAUGUGUGAGCAGGGAGCAGAGCUAUCUGCAUUUAUAUUUUGUGUGAGAGUCCUAAAUGUUCUUCACCAACUUUUUCUUCCUCACAGAAGCAACAUGACAUAGUUAAGGGUGUGGACUCUGGGCUCCUGCUGCCUGGGCCCUGAUUCCAACAUGGGGCAUGCUACUUAAUAUCUCUGUGCCUCAGUUCCCAUCCCAUAAAAGAGUAGUGAUAGUGACAACAUCUUAGGAUUGCUUUGAAGUCUAAAUAAGUUAACAUUUUCAAAGCACUUAGAAUAGUGUCUGAGACACACGAGCUGUAUGUUAGAGGUUAUCAUCAUUAUUUGUAUUUUGUGAAUUAUACUGCAAAAAAAAAAAAUGUUGACUACCCAACAUUCAUCCCCCACGUUCUUGCUGCCAGUGCCUUGAUUUGGUUGUUUGUUGUUUGUUUGUUUUCCUGCAAGUGAUUUAGGGGCAGAUCCUGACUACACUAAGUCAGGGUUUGACAAAUGACAGUCCAUCAGACAGAUAUGGCCCACUACACAUUUUUGUUUCCUGCAAGCUAAGAAUGGUUUUAUAUUUCUAAAUGGUUGAAAAAAAAUCUAAGAAUAUUGUGACACAUGAAAAUUGUAUGAUAUUCAAAUUUCAGUGUCUAUAAAUAAAGUUUUGAAAACAUGAAUACAAACAAAAAACAUCCGUUUAUGUUUGACCUGUGGCUGUCUUUGCACUACCCCAGCAGGGUUGAGUAGUUGUAGCAGACACCAUAUGCCCUUGAGCCUAAGAUCUAGCACUUUACAAAGUAAGUUUUUCUGUUACUUAGAGCUGAAAAUAAAAGCAAUGUAGAGUUACGCUUUUAUAAAUAUUUCAUGUUUCAGAAAUGAUGCAUACAGCAAUUUGUAGGUGGGUGGUUUUUUGCAGUAUAUUUAUUUUGUGCAUUAUAUUUAUAUGUUAAGAGCCUGAGCUUAGAAGUAUUUUUUCAAAGAAAUGUGUUUUUUACUUGCUAACUUGUCAUAACAUCAAAACAAGAAAUUUCUUGAUGGAAUGCAGCAGUAAACAUAUGAAAUAAACAUUGUUUAAAUUAAA
Molecule: messenger RNA, 4394 nt
Organism: Symphalangus syndactylus (siamang)
Lineage: Eukaryota; Metazoa; Chordata; Mammalia; Primates; Hylobatidae
Gene: ZNF25
Product: zinc finger protein 25
Biological process (GO): regulation of transcription by RNA polymerase II
Molecular function (GO): DNA-binding transcription factor activity; RNA polymerase II cis-regulatory region sequence-specific DNA binding
Source: RefSeq, a predicted model, not a curated record